Molecule: messenger RNA, 696 nt
Organism: Anopheles nili
Lineage: Eukaryota; Metazoa; Arthropoda; Insecta; Diptera; Culicidae
Exons: 2
Cellular component (GO): mitochondrion
Source: RefSeq, a predicted model, not a curated record
UCAUCGUCUACUGAGCCGCCAGCUGUACCGGAGAAGCUUGGUCUUUUUGCGCGUUUCAAGAAGAUGUACAAGGAAUACUGGUACGUCCUCGUACCCGUACAUUGCCUCACGUCAGUUGCGUGGUUCGGUGGCUUUUACUACGCAUCGACUAGCGGCGUUGAUGUGAUCGCAAUCCUCGAAUCGCUUGGUGUGUCCGAAACACUGAUUAAUCCAGUACGAGAUUCCAGUCUGGGUCACAUCGCUAUCGCGUACUUGCUUUAUAAAAUUGCCACUCCGGCGCGUUACACGGUAACCUUAGGCGGUACAACCAUUUCUAUCAAAUAUCUAGAACAGUGGGGUUAUAUUAAACCGAUCCCAUCCAAGGCGCGGCUGGUUCAAAUGUACAAGGAUAAGAAGGAAAACAUUCAAGAGAAAAUAGCCGAGAAAAAGCAAGAUUUCAAGGAUCGAAAGCAGCAGUUGACGGAUAAAAAAAACACCCUGAUGAAUGAUUUGAAGGCGGACAAAACCAGCAAACCAGCUUCGACUGCGACCAGCAGCGUGACAGAAAACAAAUAGCACAGAGGUCAUAGAAAAGAAAACCUGGUCGAUGGUUGGUGAUGGUUGCCUUGCUUCUGUUCUUAUCAUCAGAGAUGAUGCUUGGGAGUUGGAAUGUUUAUCGGGUUCGUUAUGUCCCAUAGGCCGGCAUAGUUAUUAGAA